AUGUCUGAAAUCGUUCUCGAAGCAUCAUCCACCCGUUUCUCGAAUGGAGAGACCUACUCGCUACAUGCUCCAUGCGGUGGUGCUCUCAGCGUCAUCCCGGGCAAGUAUCUCUCAGAAGAAGUCCAUAUCAGACCUUGGGAGCACGCCCGCAAUCAGCUUUGGCGCGCAGAGGCCAACAAUGACGGCUUUGGUUUCCGCAAUACGAGUACUGGAAAGCUCUUGGGGGUCAACAAGAAUGGAGAUAUCGCCUGCGUUGCCAGUGAGCUGAAUGACUGGGAAAGAUUCAAGUUUGGAAGUGGCGACUCCGGCACCAUAUUCUAUGUCAUCUUUGUAUCAGCAAUACCUUCACCAGCCAGCCCAGUGAGACUCUCUUCAAGGCACUGA
Molecule: messenger RNA, 384 nt
Organism: Penicillium subrubescens
Lineage: Eukaryota; Fungi; Ascomycota; Eurotiomycetes; Eurotiales; Aspergillaceae
Exons: 1
Coding region: 1-384 (127 amino acids)
Source: RefSeq, a predicted model, not a curated record